AGAGGCCUCAUAGCAACUUCACCCCUUCCUACAUUACAGGAAAAAGGGUGAACCUGAGUAUGAUAUUGUGAUUGUUGGUGGAGGCAUAGUUGGGGCCGCAACUGCUCGUGAGUUAAUACUUCGGCACCCAAACCUUACAUUUGCAAUCUUGGAGAAGGAGAAAGACUAUGCCAUACAUCAAAGUGGGAAUAACAGCGGAGUCAUCCAUGCGGGGAUCUACUAUACCCCUGGAUCCUUGAAAGCCAAGUUGUGUGUGGAGGGCAUGCAUCUCAGCUACAAGUUCUGUGAUGAGCAUAAGGUUCCAUACAAGAAAGUUGGGAAGCUCAUUGUGGCACGCAAUUCUGUUGAAGUGAAACGGUUGCAUGAUCUCUUUGAGAGAGGCAAGAAGAACAAUGUACCAGAUAUGGAACUCAUUGAUGGAAGUAGGAUCAAAGAAUUUGAGCCUAACUGUGUUGGUGUCAAGGCUAUCUGGUCCCCUCACACUGGUAUUGUUGAUUGGGGACUUGUCACCAAACAUUAUGGGAAGCAUUUUGAACAGGCAGGUGGAAAAGUGCACUUCAAUUUUGAAGUAAAGGGCUUUCACAUUGCUUCAGAGAGUCAGGGAUCUUCAGCAUCACACCAUCCUGUUCGCAUAGUUGAUAAAAGGGGUCAGGCUGUGCGGUGCAGUUAUGUCCUGACCUGUGGAGGCCUUCAAUCUGACAGAUUGGCAGAAAUGUCUGGAUGCAGUAGGGAGCCUAGAAUUGUUCCAUUCCGUGGGGAAUAUCUUUUACUCAAACCAGAGAAGCAGAAUCUUGUUCGAGGAAACAUUUAUCCAGUGCCAGAUCCACGCUUCCCUUUCCUUGGAGUUCAUUUCACUCCGAGAAUGGAUGGAUCAGUUUGGCUUGGCCCUAAUGCAAUCCUAGCUUUCAAGCGAGAGGGAUACAGGUUAGUUGCACUAGUCAAAAGCUACCUCAACUGCUGGGGAGACAUUGAUGUUGGAGACCUUUGGGAUGCAAUUCGGUUUCGAGGCUUUCAAAAGCUUGCCUUCAAGUUCAUGGGCUUUGGAACAAAGGAGAUGAUUCGAUCUUGGUUUACUUCACUUCAAAUCAGUGAACUUAAGUCUUUUGUUCCACAACUUACUUCCUCUGAUGUUACAAGAGGUCCAGCAGGAGUAAGAGCACAGGCAAUGGAUGGGAAUGGGAACCUGGUGGAUGAUUUUGUUUUUGAUGUCUCAGAAAAGGCUGGAGAUGUGGGAAAGCGUGUGUUGCACUGCAGGAAUGCUCCUUCUCCUGCUGCUACUUCCUCUCUAGCCAUUGCAAAGAUGGUAGCAGACAAAGUUGAACAGCAGUUUCAACUCCAUUAGUUUCCCUAAAGUUGUUAAGCACUCUGAUGAGACAAGAAAGGGAUGUUGCUCUAUCAAUUGAGUGCAUGGAGGUUAUGCCUCAUCAUCUCAUGUUCAAGACUCUCGUGUGAACUCAUGCAAUCUGUUUUCAAAUUGCUUCAAUUCCAGCAAGAUUAGUCCUACUAUAAUAUGUAAAUUGAAAUCUGUGUAAUUGGUUUGGCUGCAUUUUAGUGACAGGAUACAAUUGGCUUAGAUUAGGUCUGACCUGUAUUGACAGCAUCAACCUUAUAUUUAUCUUGAAGUCCCUCAGGAGUGGCUUAACUCGUAGAGUUUUUGUUAGAGGGAAGAAAUUCCUCCAUACCAUAUCUCAUCCAAAUGUUCUAGUCAAACAAUUAACCCUUUUUGAGUUUGUGAUUAGUUCCAUAUCCCAUAAUGAAAACUUCACCUUGAAUUCUAUAUUCUCUGACCCUUGUGAUACCUGUGGCAUAUUGCCCUUAUAAUUUAAGUUUGUUGUUUGAUUUUCCAUCAAGGUCUUGGAUGAUGUAUAUGGUGCUACAAGUAUUUUUUUUUUUUAUCCUUGACCUUCAGAAUAUUAAGUAAUUAAUUUGUUAAUACAAUAUGGAUUAUUUGGGUUCAAGAGUAGUCCACUCCUCUUAGUUAUGUAUGGCAUGGUAUGUUUUGAACCUUGUCUUGUUUUUGUUCUUGAAUCUCAAUGGAAAGGUGAAUCAAAAUGGUCAGAGUACUCAGUGGUUUGUUUUCCAAGGGACUUGUGAAGAAGUUUGCCUUGUUAUGGUUACAGUAACCCAUCACUGUCUCUGACAAGUUACAAGAGUGUUGAAUAUGCCUCAC
Darwinula stevensoni is the source of this 2170-nucleotide messenger RNA. Lineage: Eukaryota; Metazoa; Arthropoda; Ostracoda; Podocopida; Darwinulidae. The record is from the annotation of a GenBank genome assembly.